AUGGAAUUUCCUUCUAUAUCUAAAUAUUUCUCUCCCUGUUACAUUUUUUAUCCCCUUUUUUUCAUCCUUCCUCUUUGCACAGGUGUUGAUAGGUUUCAUUUAGGUCAGCGUCCAUCUUCAACAGUAGCGUUUAUCUGUACCCGAUUCCACCACAACCACCUUCGAUCCCUUAUCCCUCUAUAUCUACAUAACUCGCUCCUCUAUUAUAGGCCAAUUCUUACUCUCUCUCCUUUUUUAUCUUUUUUUCCUUCGUUUACCUUUCAAAUUUCCUGUAAAGACACGAAGAAAAAGACUGAGUUAAAUGAACGUGAUCAUUUCUUCAACAACAAGUGCAUUUUCUGUAAGACACAUGGCAAUCACAUAAUCUAUCUAUCUAUCUAUCUAUCUAUCUAUCUAUCUAUCUAUCUACACAAAAUCGUUGUCGUCGUCCUCCUCCUUAUUCUUCUGCUCCUCUUCUUCGUUCAUAGUCUCCCUCCUCUUCCAUCUUCUUCUUCUUCUUCUUCUUCUUCUUCUUCUUCUUCUUCUUCUUCUUCUUCUUCUCUUCCAUAUUCUUCUACUUUCUUCUCCUCAUCUCCUCCUCCUUAUUCUUCUGCUCCUCUUCUUCGUUCAUACUCUCCCACCUCCUCCUCCUCCUCCUUCUUCUUCUUCUUCUUCUUCUUCUUCUUCUUCUUCUUCUUCUUCUUCUUCUCUAAUUUCCUUUUUAUUUUUCUUCCCAAAUAA
Messenger RNA from Acanthosepion pharaonis, 720 nucleotides. Lineage: Eukaryota; Metazoa; Mollusca; Cephalopoda; Sepiida; Sepiidae. The record is from the annotation of a GenBank genome assembly.